Molecule: messenger RNA, 854 nt
Organism: Macadamia integrifolia
Lineage: Eukaryota; Viridiplantae; Streptophyta; Magnoliopsida; Proteales; Proteaceae
Product: endoplasmic reticulum-Golgi intermediate compartment protein 3-like
Exons: 7
Coding region: 222-854 (210 amino acids)
Cellular component (GO): endoplasmic reticulum; COPII-coated ER to Golgi transport vesicle
Source: RefSeq, a predicted model, not a curated record
CACUGCGUAAAUCUCGUGCUGUUUUCCUGAGAGUCUCUCUCCUUCCCCAUCUCGAUCUUGUACUUCUACCCUGACACCGUCAAAGGUCUAGGAAAUAAGAGAGAGCGGGAAAGACCGAGAGAGAGAGAGAGAGAGAGAGAGAGAGAGAGCGCGAAGGGUUGAAAAAAGAAAAAAAAAAGAAGGGAAAAUCUCUCCCCAUCUGAAAUCUUGUGACUGUUAAAAUGGGGGUGAAGCAAGUUCUGAAGAGCAUUGAUGCAUUUCCUCGAGCUGAAGAGCACUUGUUGCAGAAGACACAGUCUGGAGCAGUGGUGUCCAUUGUUGGUUUAAUCAUCAUGGCUACGUUGUUUUUGCAUGAGCUGAAGUACUAUCUUACAACAUAUACAGUACAUCAGAUGUCUGUAGAUUUGAAACGUGGAGAGACUCUUCCAAUCCAUUUAAAUGUGUCAUUCCCUUCUUUACCUUGUGACGUUUUAAGCAUUGAUGCUGUUGAUAUGUCAGGCAAACAUGAAGUGGACAUUGAUACAAACAUUUGGAAGCUUCGCUUGAAUCGUGAUGGCCACAUCAUUGGCACCGAAUACUUAUCUGACCUUGUUGAAGGGGGUUAUACUCACAAACAUGGUAAUGCCGUGGUGUUUCCAUCAUCCAUUCUUUUAUUAGGACGAAUUUUGUGGUUUGUAGCAACCUAUGUUGCACCUUUAUCACUGGUCCACGGAAACCUUUACAGCUAUUGCAAUUUUACUAGUGGUUCACAGCGACCUAUGCUACACUUUUUAUUUGUCUUCUUUGUGAAGAUUACUACUUGCCUUCCUGGAGAAUGGGCUUAUGAUGUUGAUGAUGAUGCUAUGAUAUUUUGA